Molecule: messenger RNA, 760 nt
Organism: Anolis carolinensis (green anole)
Lineage: Eukaryota; Metazoa; Chordata; Lepidosauria; Squamata; Anolidae
Gene: ss18l2
Product: SS18 like 2
Exons: 3
Coding region: 82-324 (80 amino acids)
Source: RefSeq, a predicted model, not a curated record
CAGGCUCCUUUCCCAGGUUUCCCACAAUCCUUCGCGAAAUCACCUCACGACUCUUUUACCCUCCGCCCUUAACGGUGCCUCAUGUCGGUGGUCUUCCUGCCCGAGCGGGUGCGGGGCAAGGCGGAGGUGAACCAGGAGACGCUGCGGAGGCUGAUGGACGAAAAUGACCAGCUGAUCCGCUGCAUUGUGGAGUAUCAGAACAAAGGAAGGGCUGCCGAAUGCAUGCAGCUCCAGCACACCCUUCAUCGGAACCUCAUUUAUUUGGCGACGAUCGCAGACGCUUCUGCUUCGUCAAAUGCCGAAAAGGCUGCAGCAGAAGGAUAAGGCCGUGUUCUUGGCCUUCGGUGUGGCCCUUCUUUCCUUUCUUGACCAGCAAACGAAUGGCGUUUAUAAAAUUGGCCAAUGUAUGAUUCCAUCCUCCUUUGCAAUGCCACGCUAUUUUAAAGAUCGACUCAUGGAGAAAACAAAGUAUUGUAAUGCCUUGUGAUACAACCAAGGGAAACCUGCCAUAGUGUAUGCAGUGACUUGCGUAUUCACUGAGAAGGCUUGGAGGAAGCUAUCUUUUCAGUACAGCGUUUGUGGAAAGGACUUGGACACUUGUUCCCUUUCGUGUUUCCUUAUCUUUCUUUUCAACAUAUUUCCGUUCUUAACCAGGAGAGACAUGUUACAGGCGCUCUAAUGAGUAUUAUUUCCCUUGAAAUGAUCUUUCAUGCAACCAAAAAGCAUUAGAAACAAAAAUAAAUUUAAAAAAUCCUGCAAA